AUGUUCGGUGGUUUUCCAUUUGGUGAUGAUUUUUUUGGGGGAGUACAUCAGCAAAUGAGACGUCAAAUGCGAGAUAUGGACAGAAUGAUGAACCAAAUGAUGGAUCCGUUUGGAGUUUUUGACCAUCGCAUGGGAAGAGCAAUCGAAAAUGUUGGUCGCCGUGGUAACGAUGAUUUGGCUUUAAUGAGUCCGUUCGGAGGUUUUGGUGGACUUUUUGGUGGGAUGUUCGACCACAUGCAAAAUCUGGAAACAGCGGCGAUGAAUGAUCCAAAUUCGCAUAUAUUUUCGCAUUCAACGAUGAUAACUUUUGAUGGAACGAAUGGCAAUCAGCCUCGAGUCGUAGAAAAAUCAGUGCGAAAAACGGGUGACAUCAAGGAAACUCGUCAUUCUGUUCGAACUGGCGAACAAGGCGUUGGGGAUCGAAUGUCCAUUGAGCAUACGAUCGGUGAUCGCACUCAUAUUAUAGAAAAACAACGCGAUCGAAGUGGUCGCAUUCGUGAAAAACAACGUUUUAUUAACCUGGAUGAGGAAGAAGCGAAAGAUUUUGAUAGAGAAUUUACCAACCGAGCUCGAUAUAAUUUGGGAACAAGACGAUCACAUACAGUUGCAGCGAUAGAAGGGAGAGAACGCGAGGUUAAUGGUCGUUUAAUGGAAAUUUUUUAA
This is a messenger RNA of Dracunculus medinensis (Guinea worm), 663 nucleotides long. The record is from the annotation of a GenBank genome assembly. NCBI's taxonomy places the organism in Eukaryota, Metazoa, Nematoda, Chromadorea, Rhabditida, Dracunculidae.